AUGGUGCGUGUGUUCCGUGAGGAUCAGUUUGAAACGAUCGUAGAUGAUCAGGGAAACAGUUCCACCCCUGCGUUUGUCGCCUUUACCGAUAGUGACAUCUUGGUCGGCGAUGCUGCGCAAAGCCAAAUUACGAUGAAUCCGCAGGAUAGGGUUUUCGACCCCAAGCGUCUCAUCGGCCGACGUUUUCACGAUCGUAAUGCUCAAGCUAAUAUGCAGCACUGGCCAUUCAAGGUUAUCGACAAAGAGUCGAACCCCGUCCUAGAGAUCUCUAUGAAAGGCCAGAUCAAGCUCUUCACGCCUGAGCAGAUCAGAUUCAUGAUCCUCACCAAGAUUCGGGAGACCGCGGAGGCUUACCUCGGCGAAGCUGUCACCAGCGCCGCGACCAAGGACGCCGGGCCUAUUGCUGGUUUCGAUGUCCUGCGAAUUAUGAACGAGCCGACCGCCACCGCCAUCGCCUAUGGCCUUCGCAAGAAGGUGGAAGGAGAGCACCACGUCUUGGUUCUUGACAUGGGUGGCGGGACUUGCGACGUUUCUCUGUUAGUGAUUGAAGAAGGAGUCUUCGAAGUCAAAGCUAGCGCUGGGGAUUGUGACCUUAGACUCGUGGACUUUGAUAGUAUCCUCGUCAAUCAUUUUGUCAGUGAGUUCCAAAGCAAGCAUAGCAAAGUCCUGACCAACAAUUCCAGGGCCUUUCAACAUCUCCGUGCGGCGUGUGAUCGUGCUAAACGAACCUUAUCAUCUAAAUUCCAGGCGCUCAUCGAGAUCGAUUCACUUCUCGAGGGCAUCGAUUUCACGAUCUCCAUAACGCGUGUCGAGCGAGUCAUACGGGAAGCUGAAUGUGACAAAUCCUCCGUCCAUGAGAUUACCAUGGUAGGUGGCUCCACGCGUAUUCACAAGCUUCAGGAUCUCAUCUCCGACUUCUUUCCCAAAGCUACGAAAAGCGCAGCCAUCCCUGAUGAGGCAGUCGGCAGUAUCAUGACCCCCUUCAUCAAGCGCAACAACACUAUUAUCUCCACUACGAAGUUCAUGGUUUUCUCGUCCGAAUACGACAACCAGCGCGAACUUUCGAUCCGCGUCUUUGAGGGAGACCGGGCCCACACAGACGGCAACACCUUGUUUGGCAAAUUUCAACUCAGCGGUAUAACCGCAGUUCCACGGGCUGUACCCCAGAUCGGAGUCACUUUCGGGAUGGAUGCCAACGGUAUCAUGGAAGUUGACAAUAGCCGUCUUUCUAAGCUCGAGAUCGAGCGUAUGCUAAGGGAGGCCGGGAAGUACAAAAAGGACGAUGAGAUUGAAAAUGACCGUAUCUAA
Messenger RNA from Penicillium samsonianum, 1308 nucleotides. RefSeq lists its product as uncharacterized. Gene Ontology annotation, biological process: vesicle-mediated transport; cellular response to unfolded protein; protein refolding. The record is from RefSeq and is a predicted model, not a curated record. Bases 1 to 1308 code for a protein of 435 amino acids. Gene Ontology annotation, cellular component: plasma membrane; cytoplasm; cytosol. The transcript is spliced from 6 exons. NCBI's taxonomy places the organism in Eukaryota, Fungi, Ascomycota, Eurotiomycetes, Eurotiales, Aspergillaceae. Gene Ontology annotation, molecular function: ATP hydrolysis activity; ATP-dependent protein folding chaperone; heat shock protein binding.